Hyla sarda is the source of this 3765-nucleotide messenger RNA. RefSeq names its product glycoprotein V platelet (gene GP5). Gene Ontology annotation, cellular component: extracellular matrix. Bases 1 to 3765 code for a protein of 1254 amino acids. Gene Ontology annotation, molecular function: protein binding. NCBI's taxonomy places the organism in Eukaryota, Metazoa, Chordata, Amphibia, Anura, Hylidae. The transcript has 5 exons. The record is from RefSeq and is a predicted model, not a curated record.
AUGGCACCGACUCCAUCCUGCGCUCCCAGACCGAACGUAGGGGAGGAAGAUAUCGCUGAUCUGCCUUCAGCCCAAACUCCUGCUGAUUCCUCCAUGGACUCUCCUGCUUUAUUUGCUCACAUUCAGAAGCUAUUCAGAGAUGAGCAGGCAACCCUGCUUUUUGUCUGCUAUUUACUCAUGAUGAUUUUACUGCUUGUCAUUACAAGGUUUAUUGUUGCUGAAGCUUUUUGUCCUGCUAAAUGUGAUUGUUCAAAGAAAGAUGUUCUUUACUGUAAGGAUAAAUCCAUUACAAACAUUGCCGACUUAGCCAUCCCACCCAAUUUUACAUUUGUGCGUAUAAGUGACACUGAAGCUAUGGAAGUUACAGAUGACAGUUUUCCGCAAAUGCCGAUUACUUUACGACUCUCUUUGGAAAGCAACAAGCUCUCUACAAUAACACCUGGAGCAUUCCAAGGCUUUCUCCUAUUGAAGUCUCUCAAGCUUUCGCACAACUCUUUACGUUCUUUACCUGCUGGAGUAUUCCAUACAUUAACUGAUCUGGAGCAGUUAUUCUUGGAUAGAAAUGUAUUGCCCUACCUCGAUCCACAUAUAUUUCAGAACUUAACAAGUCUAUCAGAACUUGCCUUAAACAGAAAUCACCUUACAAUGUUGUCACCCGAGUUAUUCGCUCAUCAAGUAAAUCUGAAAAUUCUAAAUUUAUCUAGAAAUAAGCUGUCUGGUUUGCCCAAAGAUAUUUUUUGCUCUUUGUAUACAUUAACAACCCUAGCACUCUAUGAAAACCUUUUAACAGAGAUAAGACCUGCAAUGUUUGAAAACCUCACUGAACUAGUCAAGCUUAGUCUCCAUUCCAAUGUCAUCAAAGUAAUUGACCAAGAUGCCUUUUAUCAUGUCCGCAAACUAAGGGAACUGACCUUGCAUAAAAAUCACCUACUUACACUGGCGGAUGGAUUAUUUCUUUAUAAUAGUAGAUUGGAAUCCUUGACACUUUAUGACAAUCCAUUUAUUAAACUUCCUCAUAUACUGUUUGGUAAGAUGGACUAUCUCAAGUCUCUGUGGCUCUAUAACACAUCUCUUUCAACACUUCCAAGUUUUAUCUUUAGCAAUUUAACUAAUCUGGAGAUCCUUAUUCUAACGAGAAACCAAAAUCUUCAAAGUCUUCCAUCAGAUACGUUCAGUGGUUUGCACAGACUUGUGGAACUGUAUUUACAUACAAAUAACUUAACCUUUCUUCCUGAAGAACUUUUUCAAGAUCUAUCUAGCCUGGGGAUUCUUUCCAUGCACAAUAAUAAAUUUGAUGGUCUCUCAGAGACUCUUUUUAACCCUCUUAGAAAUCUUAGAAUAGUUUAUUUAAACAGCAGUAAAAUAAUAAGACUACCGUGGAACAUUUUCAAGUUUUUACCAACACUGCAAAGAGUCCAUCUUGAAGGUAAUCCCUGGAGGUGUGAUUGCAGAUUUCAGGAGUUUAAGGUGUGGCUUGUGCAAAAUGUGGAAAAACUAUACAACUCUACAUCCCUUGUUUGUCAGAGUCCUUCUACUCUGGCAGGAGUUCCUGUAUUAGAAGCUGAAGAACUGGUAUGUCCCUAUAUUGCAACUAGUACAGUGGAUUACUAUACGUCAUCAUCUCCUGAGAGUUCAUGGCAUGUUAUGGUAACUCGGGGUGAGAAGAUGAGCUCUAAUGGAACAGCUCAAGUUAUAAGUGAAACAGGUGCCCCUAUGACUGAUCCUACCAUAGGCUGGGAUUUAUAUACAAACAGUACUAGUCCAUCUUUACUCAAUAUUGGAGUAACCACUGUAAGAACGUUCUUAGAUAAUGGUUCAGAUAAUGUAAAAGUUAAAUAUAUUUUUAGAUAUAAUCUUCCUUAUGGCAAAAUGAUAUACUAUGUUAAUUUGCUCAACCUAGCAAUGCAGAUAGUCUGUACAUGUGUAACAUGCUUUAGCUUGCUGAAAAUUAGGAAACUCUAUAAAUACUUUCGUGCUUUUAAUGAGCCUGUAAUAUUAAUACGUAUGUUGAUUCCAGUGAGCACUCUCUCUCCAGACUCAAAAACUAAAAUAACUGUAGGAUGGUCUUCAUCAGUCAUGUUUAUAUUCUUACUGCUAACUUUACCAAGCGAUGUUGCUGUAGCCACGAUCUGUCCUGUUAGAUGCACAUGCACAGUAAAAGAUUCAGUUUCUUGCCAGGAUAUAGCAGUUACGGACAUCGCCACUUUAAACAUUCCUCAUAAUUUUACGUAUGUCAUUGUAAGUGGAACUCAGGCUACAGAACUAACAGAUUCCAGCUUCCAGCAAAUGCCCUUUACGGUACGCCUGUUCUUACAGAGCAAUCGUUUUUCUAUAAUAAGACCCGGAGCUUUUCAAAAAUUUCCUCUCUUGAAAACGCUCAGACUAUCGAAAAACAAUGUGAGCUCUCUGUCUUCUGGAAUCUUUAGUACAUUAGUUUACCUUCAACAUUUGUACCUGGAUGAAAAUGCAUUGAUGAACCUUGAUCCAUCAGUAUUUAGUGACUUGAGCAGUAUAGAAAUACUAAAUUUGGCUAUAAACAAGCUCCAGUCAUUGCCUACAAAUAUUUUUAGAUCAUUGUCUAAACUUACACGUCUAAUGCUCAAUGAUAAUCUAUUGGUAGAGAUACCAUAUGGGAUGUUCAAUAACCUCACAGAGCUGGUUGAACUGAAUCUGCAUUCAAACUCAAUAGAAAUCAUUAACAAAAGGGCAUUUUAUCAGCUUCCAAAACUAAAAAUAUUAUCACUGAAAAAAAAUCACCUAAAAACAUUGGCCUUUGGAUUAUUUCUCUGCUUACAUAAAUUGGAAACAUUGUCCUUGUAUGAAAAUCCAUUAAUUGAACUGCCUGAUGUGCUAUUUGGUAAAAUUGAUACUCUCAGGUCCCUUAGGCUUUGGGCCACAUCCCUUUCUACAAUUCCCAAUUUUAUUUUUAGCAAUUUAACUAAUCUUGAGGUUCUUGUCCUAACAAAGAACUCAAAACUUCACUCUCUUCCCAAAGAUACCUUCAAUGGUCUGAACAAACUUGUGGAACUGUAUUUGUCUAGUAACAACAUUAAUGAUCUUCCGGUGGGACUCUUCGAGGAUCUAGAAAGCCUGCAAGUUCUCUCCUUGUACAAUAAUACACUUGACUCCCUCCCUGAUAAUUUAUUGAAACCUCUUAAAAAUCUUCAGAAUAUAUAUCUAAAUAACAGCAAAAUCGCAACUUUACCAGGAAACACAUUUAAGGUGUUACCAAAACUUCAAAAAGUUCAUCUUGAGGGCAAUCCCUGGAUAUGUGAUUGCAAGCUUAAAGAAUUCAAGUCCUGGUUGGAAAAUAAUACAGGAAAGGUACCAAACCACAUGUCGCUUCUUUGUACAAACCCCCCAAUACCCUUAUUGGCAUUUCAAGCACUUGCCUGUCCCUCCACGACAGUUCACGAGCAGAAGAGUGAACCUAAUUCGCUAACAACCCCUUUAAGCUCUUGGGAUAAUUUCAAUACAGAUGACAGUAGGACCUCUACUGUUACUACUACAGAACAUACGACUGGUGAAAGAGGGGACUCUGCUACUGAUCAUAUGUCAAACGGGUAUAACAGUAAAGAGCCAUCCAUAAUCUACACUGAAACAACCACCAAAAGUACUUCAGGGCUUGGAUUAAACAGAGUGACAAAGCGGGUAGACGCAGAGGAGAAGCCUCGGCAGCCCGAGGAAGUGCGCUUGGAGCGCAAGAAACAGUUCUAUCGCUGCGGGGCUGCUCCUCUGCGUCUACCCACUUUGUCACUCCUAUGA